AUGCGCAGCUCCUUCGCGGACGAUGACCUUGUAUUGUGCGUUCUAACGUAUCUUCCUGACUUUCAGUGCCUUGCAUCAACCAUCCUGACCUCAAAGUCCGUUUACAACAUCUUUCAGCAGCAUCCUCGCUCGAUCAUCCGCUCUGUGGCUUAUAACUUAGUUGGGCCAGCGUUACCACAAGCAUUGCGUUUCGUCCGGUGCCGUAAUGCGCAACAAUAUUCCAAGCCUGUCGGUGAACUCUUGGGCGAGGAUAAUAUUCAGAGAAACCCAGUGCUUUCCAGCGAAGAAAUCACAGGCCUCGUGGCCAUUUCAAGCUCUAUUCAAGAGCUCGAAUGCGUGUUCAGUCGGAGAAUGAAAGAUCGAAGAUAUGCGACAAGUCAACUCUCUUCGGCGGAGUCGACGCGAUUCCAGAGAGCGAUGUACAGAUUGUGCUUGUUCUCAAUCGUCUACGGUCUCACUGCCUACAAGUCAGCACCCGAAGCUAACUCAAACAUAAUUUUGGCAGUGCGAGAGGCCAGAAAACUACGAAAGGGUUUCUUUGGUAAUUUUCCCACCCCGGAACUGAGAGAAAUUCAAAGGGUCGGGGAGUUUUUGCGAGGAAUACUGGCUCGGACCAAUGCUCGGCCCCCUCUUGAUGAUCCUGAACCCAGCCAUAUCAGUACUCUGACAUCAAGUAUGAUAUACCACGCCCCCGACACCGCGCUCAAGGUGUAUGAGGGGGUGUACGAUUGGAUCCAUGAUCUCUAUAAUAUCGCCAUACCCUUUUUUGAAGACUUCAUUACUGAGCCUCUAGUCUCUGUCCUGCUCGAUAGGAACGAACCACGACUCCUUCCCGUUGGUCACAAGCAUCUUAUACUCGAUGAGGUCAUUGGAGAGCAUGACCGAUGCUCGCAAUGUCAAUCUGAUAGUGUCCAGGGGCUGGAUUUAUGGGGACCAAAUAACUGGAGAUACCAUUGGAGUAUGCGUGGCACGCGUGUCCUUCUAAUCGUCAACUCACUGAAAGGCAACCUAAGCAGAAACCAUGCAUACGAAGGGCAUUUCUCUAGUGUAGUGGAGAGGGCACCCACUGAGCAGCUGAUUGCAGGGCUGUUCGAAUGCAAAAUACCGGCAUAUGACACCUGGAACAAAGAAGACUGGUUAUGCCGACAAUGUUUAGAGACGUUCAUACACGACCAUCUCCAUGUUUGGUACUUGAACCAGAAGGUUAAGGGAGGACACCUGAUCCCGGACAAUUGCUUCUACGGAUAUAACUGCACUACGCAAGCCGAAAAAUAUGUACACGCUAAGGAACUGAAUCACUUGUGUGAACCUACCAAGGGAUACGAUAACCUUUGAGCCACAUAUGUUUCAAUUUAUCUUGCGCCACGUACCAUGUAGACAAUAUUGAUUGUGAUAUGUAACACAGAGGCAUCAAUCAACGCG
Molecule: messenger RNA, 1422 nt
Organism: Suillus paluster
Lineage: Eukaryota; Fungi; Basidiomycota; Agaricomycetes; Boletales; Suillaceae
Exons: 7
Coding region: 1-1335 (444 amino acids)
Source: RefSeq, a predicted model, not a curated record